Paramecium pentaurelia is the source of this 1136-nucleotide messenger RNA. Lineage: Eukaryota; Ciliophora; Oligohymenophorea; Peniculida; Parameciidae. The record is from the annotation of a GenBank genome assembly.
AUGGAAACUGACAUAAACAUUCCAAAAACAAAAGCUGUUAAUGUUUUCUUUUAGUUUGCUAGAAUGCAAUUCUACUUAACUGUUUUUUCUAAUUUGUUACCAAUUAUAAUAAGUUAGACAAAUUAAGUUUGUUCAAGUAAGUCAAAUAUCAUUCAUAAGAUGAGGGAAUAAAAUUGAUUGCUUUAAGUUACAAAGGUGACAUUGUUCUAUUAAUUCUAAAUUUAAUAUCACUUCUAUUUAUAUGGCUUAAAGAACCAUUUGCAAGGUAUAAUAUUUAUUAAUUCACCAGACUUGAAUUUUUUGUAAUGUAUGCAAUUAACAUUUGUUGGAGUGGAAUUAUGACUGGUUAGACAUAUUUAGAUGUAACUACAUAGCCAAAUGAAUGUGAAGGUGUCAUCUUAUCUUAAAAAUUGAUUCUUUUUUUCCAUUUGAAAACACAUAUAGAAGUAUUAUUGAAUACAUGAUCAAUAGGUUUUAUUAACUCUAAUGUCUCCAAUAUUGUUUGCUUUCAGAAUAACAAAUUUACCAAAUUCAUUUUAUGCUAUUUAUCUCAUAUUGACAGCUAAUUCAUAAUAAUAAUUGUGUUCAAGAGAUAUUCCUAAUAUCGAAUUUGGAUUGAUAUUUGUAGCUUUAGUUUCUUGUUUAAUUGGUUUACCUUUAAAUAUUGGAUUAUUUUGUACAAAAAAGUUAACUAUUCCAAAUUUGUUUCGAUUUUUAUUAAUGUUGACAAUAAUAGGUUAGAGUGGUUUAAUAGGUUUAAAAAAUAUUUAUAAUAAUUAGCGCUUAUUUAUUAGGCUGAUGUUGAUCUUAGAUCUGAAUGCAGUCCAACUCAUCUAUUAUUUAGAUCUUAUUUAUAUAUCAUUCCUAUAACAAUUUUGAGUGCUUUAAGUUUAUUGUUCUCAAUGCCAGUCUAAGAUCAUGAUGAAAUAAGAUAAUUACUAAUUUAAGCUAGAUUGAAACCCUUAAAAUAAUAACUACCAAUUUAAUAAGAUUUAACAAAACCAUAAGUCUAAUAAUAAUAAUAAUAAGAUGAAAUUUUAAAUAGAUCUGCCAUAGAUGGAGGUAAAUCUUAAAUUGGAGCUAAAUCCUAAGUAGGAGCUAAAUCAUAAUAUGGAACUAUAAGUAGAAGAGGAUGA